Molecule: messenger RNA, 976 nt
Organism: Tarenaya hassleriana
Lineage: Eukaryota; Viridiplantae; Streptophyta; Magnoliopsida; Brassicales; Cleomaceae
Product: pollen allergen Che a 1
Exons: 2
Coding region: 378-884 (168 amino acids)
Source: RefSeq, a predicted model, not a curated record
AAUUCAAUUCCUCUGUCUUCUUCUCAUUUACAUCACUCCAAACGCCUUUCUUGCCCAUGUGCUCUCCGUGUCCUGAAUCAAUGCAAAACUGCCACGUCAUUCUCCAUAGCCCCCUUUGGUAGUUUUCUCUGCGUAUAAAACAACCUUGUGGCUGCUUCAAUGGAGUUCGAGUCUCUCCUUUGUCUCAAACCAAACGCCUAAUCUCUUUGUUCUUUUGUUCUCCUUUGUCUCUUGGUCCAUUCUUGUCUCUUUCUCCAACUUGGAAUCUCACUGAACCACACAAACAAAAAAACACAUCUCAUCUGAAACUCCCUCUCUGUUUAUUUUUUUCUUUAGAAGCUCUGUUUCUGCAGAGAAACUAAGGAAUCUGGUUAGAUAUGAAACUGAUAAUACUUAUGUGUUCAUUGUCACUUCUCUUCAUAAACUCGCUUUCCCGUAAGCACUUUCCGGCGAAACCCAAUGCAGAGAUCUCUGUGAUGGGUCUGGUUUACUGCGAUGUUUGCUCCAACAACACUUUCUCCAGACACAGCUACUUCAUGUCCGGGGUGGAAGUGAGAAUUGACUGCAGAUUCAAAGCGGCAGCAUCCAAAACAAGAGAGCAGAUAGUGUUUACAGCGAACAGGACAACAAACGAGCUGGGUCUGUACAGAUUGGACAUAACCUCACUGGACGGAGUGGCGUGUUCAGAUGCAGGAACCCUAGCUUCUUCUUGUCAGGCCAGCUUGAUCGGGAGCUCCUCGGAUUCUUGCAAGGUUCCCGGUUUCAAAACCACGACAGAUCAGGUCGUGUUCAACUCGAAACGGUCCAAUCUGUGCGUUUAUGGGUUUAAUGCUUUGAAUUUCAGACCGCUCAAGUUAGAUCCUGCCUUGUGUGGCAAGCAAUAAAAACAUCAAGAAACUGCUACUCUGUGUAAUCAGUUGUUUCUACACUCGAUACUUGGAGUGAUAUCUACCACUGCAUUUUGCAUCUUUAGAAA